GGAACUGUUUGUUUUGUUCAGUUUCGACGGAUUAAAAGGCGGGAAAGAGUCGAAGGGAAAGAAACUGGUGCGUGGAUUUUCUAGGGUUUACUAAAUCUCUGAGAUAUUGUUGGAUUCAUCAGAACUGAGUAAUGGGUAUCAAGGGUUUAACAAAGUUACUAGCAGAUAAUGCACCAAAAUGCAUGAAAGAACAGAAAUUUGAGAGUUAUUUUGGUCGUAAAAUCGCCAUUGAUGCCAGCAUGAGCAUCUAUCAGUUCCUUAUUGUGGUCGGAAGAACUGGGACCGAGAUGCUUACAAAUGAAUCUGGCGAAGUAACCAGUCACUUGCAAGGACUAUUUAAUCGUACUAUUCGGCUGUUGGAGGCUGGGUUGAAACCAGUUUAUGUAUUUGAUGGCAAACCGCCAGACUUGAAGAAACAAGAGUUGGCUAAACGGUAUUCAAAAAGGGAAGAUGCCACUGAGGAUUUGGCAGCAGCAAUAGAAACUGGAGACAAAGAUGAUAUUGAAAAGUUCAGUAAACGUACAGUCAAGGUAACAAAACAACACAAUGAUGAUUGCAAAAAACUUCUAAGGCUCAUGGGAGUUCCCGUGGUUGAGGCUCCUUCAGAAGCAGAGGCAGAAUGUGCUGCACUUUGCAAAAAUCAAAAAGUGUAUGCUGUGGCUUCUGAAGACAUGGAUUCACUUACUUUUGGAGCACCCAAAUUUCUUCGCCAUUUAAUGGAUCCAGCCUCAAGAAAGAUACCAGUUAUGGAAUUUGAUGUUGCAAAGAUCUUGGAGGAGUUAAACCUCACAAUGGAUCUAUUUAUCGAUCUAUGCAUUCUUUCUGGUUGCGAUUAUUGUGAGAGUAUUCGAGGAAUUGGAGGACAAACUGCAUUGAAACUUAUACGCCAACACGGUUCUAUAGAGGGUAUAAUUGAAAACAUAAACAAAGAAAGGUACCAAAUACCUGAGUCUUGGCCAUUCGAGGAAGCUCGACGUCUUUUUAAAGAACCACUGGUCACAGCUAAUGAUCAGCAACCUGAACUUAAGUGGAGUCCACCAGAUGAGGAGGGGCUCGUAGCCUUUCUGGUGACUGAAAAUGGGUUCAACAGUGAUCGAGUCACAAAGGCUGUAGAAAAAAUCAAAGCAGCGAAGAACAAGUCAUCUCAGGGGAGAUUGGAGUCAUUUUUCAAGCCAGUGGCUAGCGACUCUGUUCCUCUUAAGCGGAAGGAUGUUCCAGCUAAAGCUACAAAGGAGACUGCGAAGAAAAGAAACACUGGUGGUGGGAGGAAGAAGAAAUAAAUUCUUAUUCAGUUUUAGCUCCAUAAUAGGCUAAACUAAGGCAGCAGAUUGAGGUGGACUCGCUUUUGGCGACAAGUUAUCGGCUUCUUUUACCUUUUAAGUUUUAACCAACAAGGUGGUCUACCCAACAUGAGUGAUGACUCUUCCUAACAGUUUGCUAAAACUUGGAGCUUCGUGGAUGCAAAGACUACUCCCUGUGACAUCUGUUUAGGCUUUCCCUGUUUGUUUUUUUUCUUUCUAUUUGGGGACAUUUCAUGUCUGUUUCAUCUGUAAACUAAGAUGAACUAGCUUGAAUCUUUUUUUCUUUAUCAAAGACUGGACAUGAAAUCGGGAAACUAACAAAAGGUCUUUUUUUCACCUUGUUCAA
Messenger RNA from Papaver somniferum (opium poppy), 1647 nucleotides. Its product is annotated as flap endonuclease 1-like. The transcript has 18 exons. Lineage: Eukaryota; Viridiplantae; Streptophyta; Magnoliopsida; Ranunculales; Papaveraceae. Gene Ontology annotation, molecular function: 5'-flap endonuclease activity; 5'-3' exonuclease activity; DNA binding. The coding region runs from base 132 to 1280 and encodes 382 amino acids. The record is from RefSeq and is a predicted model, not a curated record.